This is a messenger RNA of Mya arenaria, 409 nucleotides long. Its product is annotated as four-domain proteases inhibitor-like. The transcript has 5 exons. Lineage: Eukaryota; Metazoa; Mollusca; Bivalvia; Myida; Myidae. Gene Ontology annotation, molecular function: protein binding. Bases 51 to 353 code for a protein of 100 amino acids. The record is from RefSeq and is a predicted model, not a curated record.
CUUCAUCAGCCGACAUCGUUGCUGCUUCCCAUUUGACAUCCACUGAAACAAUGAAGGUCCUUGUACUGUGCGUUAUUGUUGCUGCGGUUUUGGCGGUUACCCAAGGCAGGAGUGCCUGCGCGUGUCCCAAAAACUAUGACCCCGUAUGUGGGAGGGACAACAAGACCUAUCCUAACGAUUGUGUACGGAAUUGCGCAAAUACACAAAAAAAGUCUGACGGCCCGUGCCCAUCAUGCAUUUGCACACUGAAUUAUGACCCCGUUUGCGGCAAGGACGGGGUCACCUAUGGCAACGAGUGCAGGCUGGACUGCAAGGGAGUGGAGAAAGCCAGCGAUGGAGCUUGUGAUCAGUAGUUAGUGCUACUAAACGCCGGUAUAUGUUCGCAUUGAACUGAAAUAUAUUAAUAAAG